CAGGAAUGGAGGCCAAGAUACAGUACAAAGACAAGAAUGAACUUUUCAAAGCUCUUGCUGACUUGAAGGAGGAGCUGAUAUAUAUAGGGUUGAAGCGUCUUCGACAGCAGCUGAACGUUCGGCCCAACUCAAGUGACCCUAUUGAAAGUUUACAGGCCACAAAAUCGCUUGCUGUUGUGUAUGCAUAUGUUGAGGAGUUUUCAGAGUGUACUCAGCUUUUCAAGAUCUGGGAAUGGCAACAGCAACACGAUGUGCGCAAGAUUGAGGCUUCAAUUGUUGAAGUUUUCUCUAAACUUAUCCAUCAGUGUAACACAGCCCUCUAUCGUACAUACGCUAUUAAGAUAACAAGAUCGAUCCUACAAAAUCAGAGCCGUAUGACUGCAAUCUACAAAAAUCUCUCAUCGGGACGCCAAAACACUGUCCAAGCUACCCUACGACUAUUGACAGCCAUGAACCAUGUACAUCAUUCGACAACAAAAGAGCUUAAAGAUGGCUUUAACUUUGGCCUGAAAGCGCUGUCAAAGUUCAAGAAUCAGCGCCGUAAGGAAAGUGACGAAGCAAGUAAAACAGACACAAGGACAUUAUAUAUUCAAUUCCUUUUAGCUUUCUUUGUCCGAGGGGAUGUUACGGUAAAGAAGGAAAUUCUGGAAAUGCCAGAUUUGUUUCAAACAGCACUGAAGGACCUUCCGAAUGAUUCUUUCCAACUGGUCAAGCAGGUUCUCACUGUUCUUACAAAUAGUAUCGUCAUGGACAAUGAUAUAUCAAGGACGGUGAAAAUCAGUUUUUUCAAUACAUCUUUUCUUGUGAAUCUAUUGAAACUAUACAAUAGAACGGAAGUAGCCCCUGGCUCUGAUCAAACCGUAGCGCAAGUAAUUCACGAGUUUAUGAUGGCGCUCUGCACGACGCCUGGCGUCGGUAUCUGCUUCCGAGACACAGCUUGGUACCCGCCUAAUACUCUGAAGACAAGCACCAUUGAGAAAUCUGGUGAAGGAGCAAAGCAUGUUUUCAACAAAACUCUCUCACAACUUCUCACGCACCUUCGACCUACAGAGCAUAUCCUCCAGCAGAGACUUACCGUGUCUAUUUUGACAGCAUGCCCAGAGCUGGUCCGAUUGUUCUGGCAAAAGUCAAAUCUACAGUUGGAACCACGAUUGUCUGCAAGGUGGUUAGCCAACAUGACAUUGCUUCAUAAAAUCACGGAGAUCCCGGUGCCAAACUUGUACUUGCAACACACAGCACUCUUUGCUUCUCAUCCUCCUCCUCUCUCGAUCAUUAUCGAAAAUAUUCUUCCGACAACUGCCAACAGGACUAUACUCAGCAAAGGUUUGCAGCAUACCAGCAUGUUGGUUCGGUAUUUCACCAUGGUUCAACUUGCAGCUACUUUUCAGAAGAUGGAGCAAGUGAUCGCUGUUAUGGAGUCUGCAGUAAAGGCACUCUCGAGCGAUGCUGGAGAGACACUGACAUCGAACGGGCUGAUAGACAGGAAUGAUACAUCCAUGAAUAUUAAGCCCUCUGAAAAACCAGCACAGCAAUGGGCCGGAGCGAUCACGCUUCUUGUUGCUGAGCUUCGCCGACGCGUUCCAGAUAUCCAAAUCAUCAUCUCUCUCCAUAAUGGAAUUCAAUCAAUAUCACUCUCUGACGCAGAUGAGGAAGAGAAAACCCGACAUAAUCUUUUCAAUAAUGGGAUCCUGCGCCUCAUCAAAUAUUAUCAGCAGUUCCUUCCUCAAGCAGUCAACGAAUCCAAGUUUGAUAUUGGAAAAGUCAUUCCUUCAGACUUUUCUACAAUGAAAGCAGGGACAUUAAUUCAUUUGAUAGAGCUUUUAUUAACGCUAUAUGACUUCCGUUGGUCCAACAAGGCACAGGAUGGAUCUUCAUCUCAUCUUCUCAAAUUAAUUAAUCUCUUUCUCACGACGGCUCACUCCCAAAUCAAAUCGUUGACAAGGCGUCUUAUCUCUAAACUCCUUGGCGAAUCAAUAUUAUUCCAACACGACCCCUCGGAAGCCAUGAUAUGGAUUGAUUCCAUUCCUGCUUCCAACUACAGUGGACCUGAACUUGCUUCUGAUCAGAUAUUAUUCCUUCAGUUUUUUGAUGACUGUGUCGCCCGCUGCCUGAGGACACCUUACAAGUAUGUCGAUCGAUCUUUGGCGAUCCUUAAGGCCCUACGAGAGGAAUUAAGAACUGGUGAUGUUGAAAUCCAAGGAAACUUGGAAAAAAUCGCAUGGAGCCUUGCGGCGUCUCAACGUCAAGACUUCAACCAGUCGUUUAGUCCUUUAAUAAUGACUAUUAUAGAGCAGUUUCAACAUGCUUAUACUAAGGAUACCUCCAAGGCUGUUGCUCGCUCGAUUGCAGCAUUUCUUCAUAGACUAAUACCUGAAUUGGUUUUGUACCAAAACAGAACAUCGGCUCUUGCUCUCGAAACCCUUAAUAGGAUUCAGGAGCCUUCGACACAAGAGCUAGAAACGAUUCAAAAACUCAAAUUAGAGAAAAGAAGUGCAAUCAGGAGGCUUGGUGCGUUGGAAUAUCUCGCCAUAACUUUGGAGGUCCUUCAAGAGAGGCCUCUUUUAAAGUCUACCGGCAAAAAAGGGUUCCUUAAGGGUGACAACGCCUCUCUGGAUCAGCUAUUGGACCCAAAUGGCAUUUCAAAAUUUGUUUCAGAACUGCAGAAUCAGAGCGCUGGAGUGGUGGCUAUCAACUUCAAGCGUCUGAUUAAUUACGUUGGGGCUGAUGAAAGGCUCAUAGAAUGCUUGAUGGACUAUAUUCAAACAAGAUUCCCCUUUGCAGGGUCAAUCUAUGAUUUCCCAGAUAUUUCUUCAAUCAAAAACUUGAAUGAUUCAUACGAAGGGGAGCAGGAUAUCGUUUAUACAUUUUUAAGAAGGCUUCCAUUUAGAAUUCUCUUCAACAACGCAUCGGCAUCUAUGAUUUCGAAUAGAUUUGUAAAAAAGUUGUUAACACACAAUCUCAUGGAAGCGGAGGCUAGGCACUAUAGCCUUAUAUGUGGUCUCAUCAUUCGUCGCCUUUCAUCCUGGAUUCAAGUGGGAGAUGCUGAUGAGAGUGCUAUUCACACAUGCUUCUCAUUGCUAGACUGCCUGCUAGACAUCAGUAAAGCCACUGAGGAUGUAUACGUGCAAUUGAAAAGCUAUCUGUGGAACCAUUACAUUCUUCGUGAGCUAUAUCUCUAUCGCUUAUCAGACAAUCUGACUACAUAUGGGUGUAUGGACGUACUGGAUACACGAGUGGUUGAUCUUCUUGUUACAAGUAACAAGACAGAAACGAUCACUGCCAACAAUAAAACUGGUGCUAUAGAAUAUAACGCUUCCAGCUACUAUGUCCACAAGACCGUUGAACUUGUCACGCAUGAGCUCGAGAAUACGAAGAAAUUAGGCCCACAUGCUCUGAACUCGAAGACUGUCAGAUACUUCUCAAAACUCGCAUUCAUGUGCAGCACAUCCGACUUGAUGAUCCUUCUCCAGUUACUUCUCACGCUGCAUCAUCAGACUGUGUUCUCUACCACUGCCACCUUCAACGCGCUGCUCUCGACCAUUCUUGAGCACUUGACGCAACAAGCGGGAUCGGCCUGUGUAAUUCCAACACAAUCAACAGCUGCGCUCUUGAGGCUUUGGAGAGAGCAACCUUCCGAUGAUUUAGAUAGGAUUGUUUUGGAUGUGCUCUGCGGAUGCCUUUGGCCAAACGCCAUGGCAGCGACCCUUGGCUCUCAAGACUUAUCGGUCUCUGGUGUAUUCGACCGAGCGCUGAAUUCUUUAGAGAGACCUACAAUUCUGUCACUUGACAUAUCACUGGUUGAUUUCAUUCUGAACAAUCCAAACUUGAAGCGAUACACCAUCUUGGCCAUAUUGAUUACUACGUCGAGGGCUUUUCGUGAACAAUUUGUUCAGUCUAUCUUAAACCCGACCAGGCAUCUCACACAAUAUUCGGGGGAAGACCCUGGCUUUUUCAUGGUAGUGCAUGCGUAUAUGAAGAGGGUUUCACACUGUGUGAAUGGAUGUUACAAGUGGUCUUCUUCUAUAACUGAACAGGAUCGUCAUUCCAUGGAGACAUUAAGAUCAUUGUUGCUCCCUUUGCUCAUCCAGCGUAUCGCCAACUCUUCCUUCAACUCUCAGGAUACUCUAGUGGCGGCGGAAACGGCUGCAGUACUUAUUUCACUCACGACAAAAUCGAACAAGCACGAAAUUUCAUCUGUGUGGACACUUAUUGGGGAAAUCCCCCGCGUCGGACUUGAUAGUAUACUCAUUUUGAACUCUCUUCUCGAUAGUACGAAUGACCUUGAAGGCAAUCAAGAUCAGCUGGACAGACAGGAUAAAAUUGCCCGAUGGUUUGAAGAAGUUGCUAUUCAGCUGAUCAUGAUACUGGAUAAGAAUGGGGAUGUAGAAUGGUUAGAACCAGUCUGCGAUCGACUUUAUGAUGUUCUUGAGAAGCAUGUCAUGAUACGCAAGAUGACCAUCGAUCAAAAGAUUUUGUUCGAGCUAGUUUCAUUCGCUAUUGAGAAGGCAUUAGACAACGCAGAGCUUGUCCGAUUCGUUGCAUCCUUGGCUAAGCAUUAUUAUGCAGAGACUGUCCAGAGUUCAGUCUUACCACAAAUACUCCAGACCCUGUUCAAACAUCGACAGUUUUCUUCGCUUGUUAUGCCUACGGCCCCCACCACUAAGCAUAUUGUACCAGAGAAUGAAAAGGACCGGCUUGCAAUUAUUGAGUUAAUCUAUACCCUAACCAGUCUCGAGCCCAAAGCUUGUUGCAAGGCUGGGUUCCUCGUUACACUACUCUCUGCUUAUUCCGCAUCGACCACUGUUGCAGAUCAGCUUAUUCUCACCAUUCUUAGGAUCACAGAGACUCAAAUUUCUGGAUCGAUUUCAAAUCGAGCGCCACUCUGGGGCUCAGCUGCUGAAAACACGAAAGCUUCUACUGCUCUUUUUGGACAAGGCAUGAUCAACGAGAGUUUAGAUUUGAUCGAUCCUAGCGUAAUGAUGGUCUCAGUGAUUCACUUCCCUUUCGAUCGUGAAUUAGAGUGCACUGCUCCUAUGGUAACCAAGAGCGAUUACUGCAAAGAAAUCCUUAAACAAAGACAAGCACCCAUCUAUGAUCCUUGCUUUAUACUACCACUGUUUGGCACAUACAUGGCAUUUGGGAACCUACUGGAUUGUCGCCGUCUAAUUGAGAGGAAUGGGCUGGGCAUGAUCAUUGUUGCCCUGUCCUCAAUUGACAAGAACAUGCGUCUUGCAGCAUACUCUUUGUUGGACGAUUUCUAUACUAUCCUUUCAAAUACAACGAUUAGAGAGAAAAAUCAGCUUGUUCUACUACUGGAUGCUCUCAAGAACUCGAUUACCGUUCGCGAGGAUGAUAAGGUGCCUCGAAUUCCUGCCGCGAUUACAUCGUUUGUUGCGCACGCUGUAGCUAUAAUUUUAAGGCCUGAUCACUUUAUGUACCCACACGUCAACAAGUUUUGUCUACAGCGUCCCACGAUUGAUUUGGAGGAUAUCCCUAUGUUUUAUAGCUUAUUCAACUCUUCUUCAGAGCAUCAUCGGAAGGAGCGCGUUUGGAUGCUCCGACUUUUGGCUGCAUCAAUCAAGACCCCUGAAGAUUACAAAUUGUUCAAACGCCGCUAUGUUUUGGACUUGUUGGAAGCCUUUUUCAAUUCACAGUUGGGCGAGCCUUUGUCUAAGAAGAUUGUCAUCGAGAUCCUAUUUUACGCCUCGUCACUUCCAAAGGUCUCACUUCAGCUGAUCACUCAAAGUGCGUUUCUGAGCUGGAUUCAUACAUUAGCUGCUACUAACGCUAUGUCAAGUGAAAAUGAGUUCUCGCUGGUCCCUGCGAGGCUAUUACUCCGCGUCAUUCAGUCUUGUCCUAAAGAAAGUAUCCGUUGGAUGAAUGGUAUCUGGAAAAACCAAGUUGCCGGCAUUGUCACCACAAUGCUACGUCUCUUAUGUCUUGCAAAAGUGACAAGCGUUAAUCUGGCAUGGGCAUUGGCUUGCUUGGAGUCGAUCCUCAAUAUUUUUGCAUUUUUGGAAUCCGACAGCGACAUUGGUAAUCUCCUGGAGAUGACCAAGUGUAAAUUCAGGAACAACGGCUGCUUCUUUAACUCAUCGCAUGCGACGUUGUAUCUGCAUUUCUUGAUGGCCUGUGAGCAAGUCUUGACUGUGAGUGAGGAGCAACGCGCUGUUAAGGUCUCCUCAAGUCCAAUGUUUGUGGAACAUACCCCUAUGCGCACUGAUCCUUUGGAGAUGCUUUACAGAAUUGACCCAGCACCCAUUCAGAGCCAUGGUCGCGUCGUACAGCUAGGUUUCAGGUUAUUUGCUGAGAAUCCUGCUGUGACUAAUGAGCAAGAAAACAUUAUUCUCGCAAGAGCUCUCUGCUAUGGUAUCGAAGAGGCAAUCGAGAAGGCACGCCAUUUGGAGCCAAAAGAAGCUUAAUUGGUGCUCCAUUCUUUGAACCCGCAUUGCAUUGGGAUAGAGAGUGAUAUCACUUA
This is a messenger RNA of Lobosporangium transversale, 6478 nucleotides long. Its product is annotated as ribosome 60S biogenesis N-terminal-domain-containing protein. Lineage: Eukaryota; Fungi; Mortierellomycota; Mortierellomycetes; Mortierellales; Mortierellaceae. Bases 6 to 6422 code for a protein of 2138 amino acids. Gene Ontology annotation, cellular component: nucleolus. Gene Ontology annotation, biological process: maturation of LSU-rRNA from tricistronic rRNA transcript (SSU-rRNA, 5.8S rRNA, LSU-rRNA); maturation of 5.8S rRNA from tricistronic rRNA transcript (SSU-rRNA, 5.8S rRNA, LSU-rRNA). The transcript has 9 exons. The record is from RefSeq and is a predicted model, not a curated record.